AGUGUGUCUCAACGUUAGGAGGAUACGUUCAGGGCGCUCCGACAUGAUUCAACCGUAAAACAAGUUUAGUUUUUGACACUUUUUGUCUUAUUGUAGCUUUUGUAAUAGUUCGGUUUUCCGUUGGCAAGUUUUAACAAGCUUUGAAUUUAUCUUAAAGUGUCACGUUGAAACAACUCUCGAAACGCUACUUCUGGAUUCGCUGCAAGCUCUUCUGUAACGUUAUCGACCUGUGACAUAAUGCUCCGAGGUGCUGCAUAGAACUAGAUACCCACAAUGAAUCCACAAACGCUGUCACUGAGAGCCCUGCUGUUUCUGGGGCUCUGGCAAACUGGGAGAAGAUGUCUAGCCUCAGCCCCAGAGCUGAAGAUCCAACCACAAAAGAUAGCCGUGGUGGGAGCGGGCAUUGGUGGCUCAGCUGCAGCGUUUUACCUGAGGCAGGAGUUUGGACCCGGAGUAAAGAUCGAUGUGUUUGAACCUGAUACUGUUGGAGGACGACUUGCGACAGUGAAGUUUGGAGAUCAGGAUUAUGAGACGGGAGGAGCAGUGAUCCAUCCUCUCAACCUACACAUGAAACACUUCAUUGAAAAAUUGGGUAUUCCUCCAAGGAAAGAUGUCCGCUCUAAGGCGGCAAUCUUUGAUGGAAAGGAGCUCACUUUUGAAGAGAGUGACUGGUAUAUAGUAAAUGUUUUGCACAUGCUCUGGCGAUACGGGUUCAACUUUCUCCGAAUGCAUAUGUGGGUGGAGACCGUUUUGGACAAAUUUAUGAGGAUCUACCAGUAUCAGCAGUAUGGUUACUCAUUCUCCAGUGUGGAUAAACUCCUUCAUGCCAUGGGUGGAGAUGGUUUUCUUACCCUGCUGAAUCAAACUCUGGAGGAAACGAUGAUGGCCGAAGGAUUUCCGCAGGUCUUUAUCAACGAAGUCGUCUCACCCAUCACUCGUGUCAACUAUGGCCAAAGUGUCCGCCUCAAUGGCAUUGUGGGGGCAGUGUCAUUAGCAGGCGUAGAUUCAGGCCUGUGGGCAGUGGACGGAGGCAAUAAGAGAGUGUGCUCCGGACUGCUCUACAUCAGCAAAACUGAGCUCAUCACUGCCAAAGUGACCUCCAUUUCAAUCAAAGUUCGACCAUCCAAGUCAGGCACCACAACUACUUUCUACGAGGUAAAUUAUGUUGGAGAAUCAGGCUCAGCACACUCUCUGUAUGAUAUCGUUGUUAUAGCAACACCGCUUCACCAGGGAAAGUCGGACAUCAUCUUCUCAGGCUUCUCCCCCCCUCUCCCGUCUCACUACCCCGGACGCUACCACCAGACUGUCUCCACUCUGAUCCACGGCAGGUUGAACAUGUCCUUCCUCGGGAGCACAAAGAAGGCCUCAGACUUCACUGUGUCUGACAUCCUCACCAUGGACUCAAAGGACUCCAUCAUCAACAGCCUGAGCUCUAUUGACCCUGUUCAGAUCCCAGAGGGGUACAUUCGGCCCCCUGCCAGCGUGGCCAAAGUCUGGAAGGUGUUCUCUCCACAGCCGCUGACCCAGGAGCAGCUGCAGGACAUGUUCAUCACCUGGGACUCAUCGUCAGAGACCAGGUGGCUGGCUUAUCCUAUUUACCGCCCACCGCAACGUAAGACCCCUCCCUUCAUCCUGCACAACCGGCUGUACUACCUGAAUGCUGUGGAGUGGGCAGCCAGCGCCAUGGAGAUGAGCGCAAUCUCUGCCAGGAACGUGGCCCUGCUGGCCCACCACCGCUGGCACCAGCAGGAGGGCAAGGUCGACCAGGAAGACCUGCACACACGACUCAGAGGGGAACUCUAAACUAAUAGCAAUACAAAACCAUCAUUCAAGCACAGUACAAACCCACACGGACCCUCAUUGAUGCACAUACUGCACUAUAAAACCCCCUCUCUAUUCAGGGGUGUGGGGCGCUAGGAUCCCUUUAAGAGGGAGACACUACAGGUGAACAGGGUAAAACCAUUUUAUAAAUAGAUCACAAUAAGACUUACACUGUAUUACAAAUCUGUCAAUCUGAAUAAUGGAAAAAACGAUGGACAUGUUUAGAGUUUUUACUCAGGGAAUGUUGGUCAUCGCUUUGUAUCACUCAAUACAUCAGAAAACACUUCUAUUAAAAAAAAGAAGCCAUUACUUUAGGAUACACAUUUUUCAUAAUAUUAAAUAAUGAAAAGUUUUCUUAUAUUUUACGUUUAAUAAUGUCCACGAGGCAUUAUCUAAUGCUAACUUUUGGUAAAUUCAGGACAAAUCUAUAGAAGCAAAAAGACACAGUUUAGUCAAAUAAACACCUAUAUUUGUAUUUUGAAUGUUUUCUUUUAACUAGCCUGAAAGAAGACAAAUUAUAUUUAUUUGUUUGCCUUUCCUCAACUUCCAUCAUGAAGGUGGACAUUAGAUGAAAAAACGAUGGAAAUAAUCUUUUUAUGACCCUACCAGUAACCACAGUUCAUCAUUCCCCUUGAGUAGCACAAAUCACACUAAAAGUGGGUCAACCUUGUACUGAGCUGAAUGUUUGAAUCACUGUGAACCACGCUGCACUCCAGGGUAGUAACAUGCUCUUAAUGGUUCCUCUGUCUACCUGUGUGUCUUAAAACGAUGUUUAGAUUAGUAUUCUUUUUUUAAAUGCACUGCUGUUGUUAGGAACACGGUACAGAUAACUUCUAGCAAACUAGCUUGUAGGUGCCACAUAAACCAAGAUGUCCUUGUAUUGAUAGAUUUGAGUCUCUCUUCUGAUUUCUGAGUUCCUCUACCUCCUUAGCAGAACACUGUGUAUGUUGUUAGCAAGAGACAUUGUCCAUGUUUUUUUCUUUCUAUUUAAUUGUACUGAUAUUUUGUAUAAGACCAUAAUUGGACACUUUAAUCAUGCAAACAGGGUGUAUACAUUCAACUAGUAUGUGCCUUAAAGAUAUUAGACUAAUUGGCUUAUUUGAUAAUGAAGUUUAAAUUGCAAUCAAAGUCUAACAACCAGGACCAAUUGGAAAGAGUACAAUGCGUUCUAUGUUUUGUUGUAACAUGGAAGAACAUUUGUUUUCUGUACCUGUGGUUUAUCUGAUGUCACUGUGCAUACCUGAACUGCUUUAAUGUUCUUUAGCCACUUUGGGAAGACAACUGUAAUUAGCUAAAUGUUUCUUAAGUGUAUUUUUCUAGAUUUUUGAAAGAAAAUAAUAUUGUUGUGAGUAAAUGCCAAGACAUACUUUAGCAAUUAUAUAAAAUCAGUUAAGGGCAGUAUCAAGUUUACACUUAAUUCUCUUUUAAAUGCCAAUACGACUGACCAUUUUGAGUAUUUUAACUUCUUCUGCACAAAUAAAAGAUUUAAUUUAAUGUCAUUUUAAACAAUAGUAGAACCUUAUGGACUACAGUUUUUUUGUCAAGUGUUUACAAUCACAAUAAAGAGAUCAGACCAAU
Gymnodraco acuticeps is the source of this 3399-nucleotide messenger RNA. RefSeq names its product prenylcysteine oxidase 1 (gene pcyox1). The transcript has 7 exons. Bases 274 to 1803 code for a protein of 509 amino acids. Gene Ontology annotation, biological process: prenylcysteine catabolic process; prenylated protein catabolic process. The record is from RefSeq and is a predicted model, not a curated record. Lineage: Eukaryota; Metazoa; Chordata; Actinopteri; Perciformes; Bathydraconidae. Gene Ontology annotation, molecular function: prenylcysteine oxidase activity.